CCUGGAGCUAGUGGGCUGGCAACGGUCACAAGAUUUAAAAUUUGAGAAACAAAAGCUUUUCAAAGAUUCCUUUUAACGGUGCUCUUGGAAGAGCGUAUAUGCAUUAGAUUAUACAUGGACACAAAAAGCAAAUCCGUGAGCCUAACUAAGAGAGGUUUUCUGCACUUGACUAACUUCAUGAGGAUGAUGAAAGCUGUGAAGAAGCUUAAAUUCUGGUCAAGAAAGAAGAGAAGAAAGAACCAUGUCCAUGAGCCCUAUUACCCUCCCUCAACAUGUCAUUGUGGUCACUCAUACUACUCAACUCAGCCAUCUGCUCCACCCUUACCACCAUGGCUUGACCUCGAGCAGACCUGUCACCCCAUUCCAUCACCUGUAAUCCAUGCCCUCCCAGAUUUAACUUUUCCAAGUCAAAAUCAACUAUCUCAACAGGAGAUUGUCUUCGAAACGACUUCAAUUAUGCAUCCAGUAAUGCCUGCUGCCACCACAUCUUAUCAGCAGUACAUGGCUCCCAAUCCUGUCUAUGGCGUCCCUCUUGUGCAGACAACUAGAAGAGAGAGAAGGGCUGGAUUUUUUGGGUGUGUUAUAAACUUUGGCAUCCAUCUCAUCCGCUGCUUCUGUCCGUGUGUUCGCAUUCGAGAGGUUUAGUAAAAAUAUUGCAAUGAGCCAAUUAUCAUCUUGCUCAAUUUGGGACCAACAAGGUGCAGUUCAAAUAUCUACUCUUUUAACACUAGAAGCUUUCAUGUGUAGAUGUCUUGCUCAAAUAUGUGUUCUCUUCCUUUCCAAAUAAAUUUAUUUUGAAAAUGUUGCAGUUUUCGAUUAUGUUAGAUGUUGCUACCACUAUUGAAAGAACUUGUAAUCCUUGUUUAUUGUAUAAUUUUAAAUGUAACACGUGGAUAUUGAUAA
This is a messenger RNA of Carya illinoinensis, 903 nucleotides long. RefSeq lists its product as uncharacterized. The coding region runs from base 115 to 645 and encodes 176 amino acids. The transcript has a single exon. Lineage: Eukaryota; Viridiplantae; Streptophyta; Magnoliopsida; Fagales; Juglandaceae. The record is from RefSeq and is a predicted model, not a curated record.